Messenger RNA from Bicyclus anynana (squinting bush brown), 1270 nucleotides. RefSeq lists its product as uncharacterized. The transcript has 2 exons. NCBI's taxonomy places the organism in Eukaryota, Metazoa, Arthropoda, Insecta, Lepidoptera, Nymphalidae. The coding region runs from base 1 to 1194 and encodes 397 amino acids. The record is from RefSeq and is a predicted model, not a curated record.
AUGGACGUGAACAGUCUUGCUAUACUAUACUGGUAUUAUCGCCGUCAGCGUCGUAGAAAAAGAUUGUGGUUAAACCCAAUAGUACAAAGAAGAUCAACAGUUGGUGCCUUUACAACUCUAAUGCAGCAGUUAAGAAAUGAUCCACAAAAAUUUUUUAACUACUUUAGAAUGACUAUACCUACAUUUGAUAAUCUUUUGAAAAAAGUGGAAAAAGAUUUGAAAAAGCGUGAUACAAAUAUGAGGAAAAGCAUUAGACCAGAAGAAAAAUUAGCGAUAUGUAUAAGAUAUAUGGCUUCUGGGUGUUCAUACAAGGAUUUACAUUACGCCUACCGAGUCGGAGUGUCUACGAUCAGUAACAUUAUUAAGGAAGUAACGAAUGCUAUUUGGAACAAUUUGCAUGGGGAGUUUAUGACAUUACCCAACACAAUAUCUGACUGGGAAUAUAUCGCCAAUGGAUUUAAUACUAGAGCAAACUUUCCCCAUUGCAUUGGUGCAGUGGACGGUAAACAUAUUAGGAUAAAAAAGCCAAACAACAGUGGUUCCAUGUUUAUGAAUUACAAAGAUUUCUUUUCCAUCGUAUUAUUAGCAGUGGUUGAUUCAUAUUAUAAAUUUACAUACAUCUGUGUGGGCUCGUAUGGAAAAGAAUGCGAUUCGACAAUAUUCAAGGAGUGUACUUUUUGGAAAAAACUAAUAGAUGGUGAUUUGCAAUUACCGGCAGCAUGUCCACUGACAAACGAUUCCGAUUUAUCGAUUCCGUUUGUAGUAAUAGGCGAUGAAGGUUUUGGCUUGCAUCAACAUUUGAUGAGACCUUACGGCGGAAACCAUUUGGAUAGAAACAAAAGAAUAUAUAACUACAGAUUAACCAGAGCUCGACGCUAUGUUGAGUGCGCCUUUGGGAUAUUAGCUAACAAGUGGCGAAUAUUUCAUCGUCCACUGGAUGUUGAUACCAGCACAGCAAUAUCGAUUGUAAAGGCUUGCACUGUACUUCAUAAUUUUAUAAUAGAUAUGGAAGGUGUACAGUCGAACAUAGAAACAACAAGCAAUGUAUCAUCAGUGGUUAACGUGUUCACAGAUGCACCCAAUGAACAAAAUAGUACACGAGGUGGACGAUGUGCUAAUGUUAUACGAUCUGAAUUCACAAAUUAUUUUAUUUCUACAGCAGGAGCUGUGCCUUGGCAAGACGAAUCAAUCUAACGUUAAUUUUGUAACACACUGCUAAUGUACAAAUACUUAACCUGUUUACUUUAAAAAAUUACAAACUUACCAUAAU